UUUGAUGUGACAUUUUUCACAUCAAAAUGGCUUAUGCCCAACAGCUGUUUUAAGGCUUCAUGUUUAAUAAUCGAGAAGACAAAUCAUUGGAAUGAUGCAUCAUCUCAACAUCACACUCUGUCUGCCACCUUUGUCUGUAGCUGAUCAUGCUUUGCAUGUGUGGCAUUCUGAAACGUCCUUAUAUGCAGUACCAUUAUCUCUCAUUUCAGUUUGGGACCUUGCAGUCGGAAUCGUCAUUGAUUUAUUCAAAGUCUAAAGACAGUCCAGAGUAGCCAGGGCUAUUCGAAGUGUCCAUUUAUUGCUUGUCGUUUUUAUGUCAUUUUGAAUAACCACUGCAGUGCAUACCUGUGUUUGUUUGGAACUUUGCAGUCGGGAUUGUCGUUUAUGUAUUCAAAGUCCAAAGAAGCCUGGGCUAGUUGUCGUUUUGAAUAGCCAUUGCAUACCUGACUUUGUUGACAAAAUCCACAGAAACAUUUCAUGCAAGCAAACCGCAUACCGAGACAUUGUUUAUUCUUGAGAUCAGACAUGAUUAUCAUCCAAACAUGACUUUCUACCAGUGCUGUGCACUGAUUCUGUGCUGCCAAAACUCUUUACUUCGACCCCUCUCAAGUGGAGCUCACAUUGUACGCACAAAUGGCAGCGUUGUGCUAUGAAACACAUUAUUUUCAAUGACUUGCACACGCAUGAACUUUUCUGCUGCUGCACCAAACAAAGUGCAGCGCAAGCGCCAUUUUGCCACUUUGCUGCUCUUGUGCGUGCCGCGGUCAAAGUUCCACCGCUGCACUGUAAAUCAUAGAUAUGUUGCGCUGAGUCCGGCAGCAAGCACAACAAAAUGAUCUCAACCAAAAGCAACCUAUUGGCGAGCACAGCGCAUGCCGCGUGCAAUGUGUAGGCCCCUUCAAGUUGGGUUCUCAUUGCACUGCACUAUGAAACCCAUGAUUUUCAAGGGCUUGCUCGCGCAAGAACUGGUGUGUCGCUUUGCUUUGGGGCAGCCGUGGUCUACUGGUUAGGGCUUUAGUCUUGUAACUGGAGGGUUGCCGGUUCGAUCCCCGACCAGUCCACGGCUGAAGUGCCCUUCAGCAAGGCACCUAACUCCUCACUGCUCCCCGAGUGCCGCUGUUGAGCAGGCAGCUCACUGCUCCGGGUUAGUGUGUGCUUCACCUGACUGUGUAUUCUGUGUGCUGUGUCUGUUCACUAAUUCACGGAUUGGGAUAAAUGCAGAGACUGAAUUUCCCUCACGGGAUGAAAAGAGUAUAUAUACUUAUACUUAUACUUUCCCGCUCACGCAAGUGCCAUCGUCGUUCAACCAGGUCACAGCAAAAAUCUUUGGGUCAUUACCUUAACCAAGAGCAGCCUGCCGCUUGCAAUGUAAAGACCCCUAAUAAAUGAAACCCUGUGUCUGUGUCCCUGCAAUAAGAAUGGCGGUUGGAAUUCUUGUCAUCUUUUUGGCUGUUGGAAUCCUACAGUCUGAUCGGCUGCAGGAACCCUGCAAUGUGAUUGGAUAAUGGAAUUCGCCAUUCUGAUGCUGUAGAAUCUCACUAUGUGUUUGGCUGCUGAAUCCCUGUAAUUUGAUUGGCUUAUAGCAUUCUGAUUGACUGCUAAAUCCCUGCUAUUUGAUUGAUUAUCGGGAAUCCCGCAUUGUAAUUGGCUGUUGGUUGAUUAAAAGAUUGUAUCAGUAACAGUCAGACGAAUGCAGGAUACCAUUACCUAGCACAGACAGAUAUGAACAAACAAAGGCACAAAUAGGCCUAAUAAACAGUAAAAAAUGAAAAUAAAAGUGAUAUAACAUGUGUCCCAGUUAUACUCCACUUCACAGUCUUCAGGGUGAGAAACCCUACCCAUUCUGAAAAAAGAAGCAUACACUGGUCACAUACAUAUUCACUAAAUCUGCAGUCAGUGUAAGAGUGUUCUUGAUGAUCUGAGGAGAAUAAGAUAUUAGAAUGUUGAUUUGGGGAAAACCGCUUAUAUAUAUCUUUGGGAAAAUCUCUUUUUUGUCUACUGUGUUUUGUUAUGCUUUUGUUGAGUCUAUUUCAACACCAAUCCUUUUAUGACCUCUACAACAUCAUUGUAAUUGUUGCCAUACAUUUUAUAGCUUGGUCAAUAUAGCGUGAAUUAUUUAGUGUAAUAAUGGGUAAAUUAUUUAUGAUACCAUUUCAUUAGGCUAGUUGUAAUUGUUUGAAAACCAAAUGUAUCAGGGCAGUCUUAAUACAUUAUUAACUUAACAGAUUUGUUGUUAUUAUUAUUCUUUGUUUUAUUUAUUAGGGACCGUGGACAAUUUAAAGCAUAUAUUUUGAAACAGAAAUGUUGCCAUUUGAUGCAUUGUACCAAAGUUAGCCUCAGGCUAAUUUACAUCAUUGUCUUCAUGCUACACGUACGUUUCACAACAUCCCCCACAGUCGCAGCUCUAGCACCUGGAGUUUAUCCAGGAUGAGCCAUCAGCAUGCCAAGGUUUAUCCACAUGAUCCUGACAGUGCGUCAUGACCAUCCCUUCUGCUCAAACAGAAACAGUUGGUUAUAAAGAUUUUUAAUCAAAAGUCAAAUGCAUUUUACAACAGUGUUUGACCUAGAGGUACGAACACAACAUAAUUUAAGGCUGCUUGACUCUUUGGACUGAUCAUUCAUUUCAUUUAGUCUACACAUGCGCUUUGGUUAUGUUUUAUAAGACAAAUAUAUGUAUUUUGCUAAAUAUAAUUUGGACAUAGAUGUAGUUCCAUACCUUCUGGUGUCCUCACAAAGUAGGCUGUAUGGCAAACGGAGCCAGGCCACAAACAAUCAGUAUGAGAGCUGUAGACUCCCGUAUAGAAAGACAACACCAUAUGUUAACUAUACCCUGUACUGUAAAUCCCCUUGAUAUGUUUUACUUCCUUGCAUUUAUAUACUUUGCAGACACCUUUAUCCAAAAUUGAAGAAUUCAGAAAUGAAGAAUAGCAUACAAGCUACUAUGCAGGGGAGAUCUUAUGUUGCAGAUCAGAUCCGAUCCGAUCAACUUUAUUGUCCCAGAGGGGAAAUUCGUCUUGGGCAUCAAGUACCUCUCACAGGCAAAGAAGCACCAUCUGACAGUGAACCUCACCACAUUCCGGAUCUGGUGCUAUGUGUGUGAGCGGGAGGUGUUCCUGGAGCAGCGGCCCAUGGUUCCGGCGCCGGCCCCCCACCAGUGCAAGUCCCGAGAGCAGGAUCCCUUACUUCAUGCGACCAGUCAUCCCUUGAAAGCUGUGCCCAUCGCCGUGGCCGACGAAGACGAGUCCGAGUCGGAGGAGGACGAGCUCAAACCAAGAGGUCUCACGGGGAUGAAGAACAUCGGGAACUCGUGUUACAUGAACGCUGCCCUGCAGGCCCUCUCCAACUGCCCUCCUUUAACCCAGUUCUUCCUGGACUGCAGCGGACUGGUCCGCACCGAUAAGAAGCCGGCCCUGUGCAAGAGCUACCAGAAGCUCAUUUCAGAGCUUUGGCACAAGAAACGGCCUAGUUAUGUUGUCCCCACCAAUCUGUCUCAUGGUAUCAAGCUGGUAAAUCCCAUGUUUCGGGGCUACGCCCAACAGGACACGCAGGAGUUCCUGCGCUGCCUGAUGGACCAGCUGCACGAGGAGCUGAAAGAGCCCCUGAGGGAGAGCGGCGGCGGGGGUGCCAUGGGCGACUCGGGCGCGGAGGCGGGCGACGGCGGGACGGGGGCGCGGGACGACGAGCGCAGCCCCUCGGAGGACGACUUCCUGUCCUGCGACUCGGGCUCCAGCAGCGGGGAGGGGCCGGAGGGCCGCGGGGCCGGAGAGGCCGAGCUGCUCAUCCAGGACGAGUGCGGCGGCGUGCGCAUGGCCCCUGCGUCCACCGCCACCACCGCCACCUCCACCGCCACCGCCACCGGCGGGGGGAUCUCGGAGAAGGAGCGGCUGAAGGAGCGCAGGGUGUCGGGGUCGCCGCUCCGCGGGGCCUCCCAGGAGAUGGACGAGGACGCGGACGUGGACACGGCCGCCGCUCAGGAGGGCCCGGGGGAGAGGGAGCCGGAGGAGACGCCGGUGCCCAGCAGCACUCCCAACCAGGCACCAGCCAACAGCACCACAGAGCCUGAUAACGAGGCGUCGAUGCACCAUCCUCCGUCACGGCCCUGUAGUCCCGCCCCCACCGUCCAGGAGCUCCAUCCCAAGCUCUCCAGCAGCCCACCCAGGUCCAGCCCCCUGAGGUCAGCCUACUCCCUCAAGAAAGCUCAGGCUAUCAUGGGCCCCAGGAAGAAGAAGCAGUCUCGCUACCGGAGCGUGAUCUCGGAUAUCUUCGAUGGUUCUAUUUUGAGUCUAGUUCAGUGUCUGACAUGCGACAGGGUUUCCACCACGGUGGAGACAUUUCAGGACUUGUCCCUGCCGAUUCCAGGGAAAGAGGACCUAGCCAAGCUGCACUCUUCCAUCCACCAGAACGCCCCGGCCAAGACAGGCGUAUGCGCGGACACCUACGCCACUCAGGGCUGGAUCUCCUUCAUUAUGGACUCCAUACGCAAGUUUGUGGUCUCCUGCAUCCCCAGCUGGUUUUGGGGGCCAAUGGUGACCCUGGAGGACUGCCUCGCUGCCUUCUUCGCUGCAGACGAACUGAAAGGUGACAACAUGUACAGCUGUGAAAGAUGUAAAAAGUUAAGGAAUGGAAUCAAAUACUGCAAAGUAGUAAGACUACCUGAGAUUCUCUGCAUUCACCUGAAGCGCUUUAGACACGAGGUCAUGUACUCCUUCAAGAUAAACAGCCACGUGUCGUUUCCAUUAGAGGGCCUCGACCUUCGACCUUUCCUGGCCAAAGACAGUCCCUCUCAGAUUACAACCUAUGACCUCCUGUCCGUCAUCUGUCACCACGGCACCGCAGGCAGUGGUCACUACAUAGCCUACUGCCAGAAUGUGAUUAAUGGCCAGUGGUAUGAGUUUGAUGACCAGUACGUGACCGAGGUGCAUGAAACUGUGGUGCAGAACGCGGAGGCCUACGUCCUGUUCUACAGGAAGAGCAGUGAGGAGUCGGUGCGUGAGCGGCAGAAGGUGGUGGCGCUGGCCAACCUCAAGGAGCCCAGCCUGCUGCAGUUCUACAUCUCCAGGGAGUGGCUCAACAAGUUCAACACCUUCACCGAGCCCGGCCCCAUCAGCAACCACACAUUCCUGUGUCAGCACGGAGGAAUUCCUCCCACUAAGUACCACUACAUCGACGACCUUGUGGUGAUCCUUCCCCAGAAUGUCUGGGAGUAUCUCUACAACAGUUUUGGUGGCGGGCCUGCCGUGAACCACCUCUACCUGUGUGCUAUCUGUCAAGUAGAGAUUGAGGCUCUUGCCAAACGCAGGAAGAUGGAGAUUGACACUUUUAUCAAGCUAAAUAAGGAGUUUCAGGCAGAGGAGGCUCCCACCGUGAUCUUGUGCAUCAGCAUGCAGUGGUUCAGAGAGUGGGAGAGUUUUGUCAAGGGCAAAGAUAACGAGCCCCCAGGCCCCAUUGACAACAGCAAGAUCGCUGUGAUGAAGGGGGGGCACAUACAGCUCAAACAAGGAGCAGACUAUGGUCAGAUCUCUGAGGAGACGUGGCAGUACCUGCUCAGCAUCUACGGUGGAGGCCCUGAGAUCGCCGUCAGACAGGCGGUCAUUCCCCAGGAGCCCGACGGCCACGGAGAGCGCAAGAUAGAGGCAGAGACCAGGGCACUCUGAAAGAGCAGGUCGAGGCAUGUACCCCCCGCCCCGCCCGCACCGCUCCGCCACCACCACCACCUCCACCUCCUCCUCCACCUCCUCCACCACCACCCCUCCUCUCCCUCACUGAAGCCUUCACUCCACAGCAUCGCUGGAGCACCCAUCCCCCAGGGGCUUUUCUCACCUGCGCGAGAGGAGAGGAGCCGCCGCCGUGCUCGCUACAUUACUCCUAGAUUAGGCCACAGUACGUUGUUGCAUAGAUGACGAGUACGCGUUAACGAUAACGAAGGAGUAUUUGAGACCACACUCUGGAAGAGAGGCCGAGGGAGGAAGAGCAGAGAGGGAGGGGAGAGACUUAAUCACGCACUGGCAAACUUGUUGAGAGUGAGCCCGAAAAAAGAGGAUUUCUACAAAGACACUUAAAUGUAUAUACCUGCGACUUACAGACAACUUACAGAACACACUACGCGUACACACGCACGCGCACACACACACACACACACACACACACACACACACACACACACACACACACACACACACACACACACACACACACACACACACACACACACACACACACACAGACACACACACAGACACACACACACACACACAGUUUUCAUCUGCCUUUGAGGAGCCUACUGUGGGGCUCUCCGGGGGUGGAUGAUGAAAGCUCUACAGCUGCUGCCUGGUGACUGACUGCUGCUCUGGACACUAACCCCGCCUCAUGCGUACAGCAUGUCUGCCAGCUGACUCAGACCUGAGGAGAGAGUGCUUCAUCUCGCCUAUUUAUUUUUGCCUGGCAGUGCACAAGUCCGGCAGCCCUUGAGUCAGGAUUGAUUAAGGGUGUUGUACAGUGAGAGAGGCUAGUCGAGGUACUGUCCUGAGGCAUUCCCCUCAUAAUGGGGAAUGUCAGAGUACGGGUAAAAACGGAGAAAGGGUUCUGUAGGUCAUGGUGGGUUUUUUUUUUUAACAGAAUUAGGGCCAUUUUCAAAGUUGCAGACGACACAAUUAUUGCGUUGAAAAAUGCCGAGAUGAUUCACAAUCUGGCCUUUCACAGUUGUACAGCUUGUCCUUAUCGCGGGGGUCAGAAUGCGUCACAGGCCAAUGAAGCAUCAGUUGCUCAGUUCCUCUUGCUUCUGUUGUGUCUUGAUGUUUCAUUCGAAUUUUGUCACCGAAUACUGAAACCUUAUAAACGCAUGGACGCGUUGUUCUCAGCCAUGGUGUUCUAUAGGCAGGUUGAGGCUAGUCGAUGGCUGAGUCAUUGUAUACUUUGAUUAGUUUGAAUGAACACACCUCAUCUCAACAAACCAGCAGGCCCCCGUCAGACUCAACCAAGUUAGAGACUCAAAGCCUCGUUCCUGCCAUUUCUGAUCUGAUGCCGAAGAAGACCGUAGCCAGUUGCUGGCUUCUAUUGUGGUUGAGUUCACCAAAGAGAAAGUUCAACAUCUGGUUUCGAUUUCCAAAACUUGCCUGGAGAUUAUCCGGCGUUUUCUUUUCUGUUCUUUUUUUUUUCCUUCUUUUGUUUCAAUCACUUACUGGGCACGUGCAAUGUUGGUCAAUAUCUAGUGUGUAUAACUGAAAGGAGUGUGGCACUAAAUUCUACUAUUAAAGAGCUUAAUUAGAAUGAUCUUUGUUAAACUUAUUGAGUGUAUCUCUCUAUCCGUGAACAUUGAUGACAUAUGACAUAGCCAUUACAUUUCAAAUUAAUGUCAAGACUUGACCUAGUGAACUAAUAGAUAUUGUAUAACAGUGUCUUUGGUUGAAGUCCCAGGUGAUCACAGUUUUAAUGCCGGCAUAUUGCAGUCAAGGUUGACUAAGCUUUUUUUCGAGUGUCUGUUUAUUGUCUGUUUAACUGUAUUGAAAUUGAGAGUGAAUAAAGCCUGUUCUUU
Sardina pilchardus (European sardine) is the source of this 7531-nucleotide messenger RNA. RefSeq names its product ubiquitin specific peptidase 20 (gene usp20). Gene Ontology annotation, biological process: protein deubiquitination. The transcript is spliced from 22 exons. NCBI's taxonomy places the organism in Eukaryota, Metazoa, Chordata, Actinopteri, Clupeiformes, Clupeidae. Gene Ontology annotation, molecular function: cysteine-type deubiquitinase activity; zinc ion binding. The coding region runs from base 2958 to 5654 and encodes 898 amino acids. Gene Ontology annotation, cellular component: cytoplasm. The record is from RefSeq and is a predicted model, not a curated record.